UUCGGCUAUCGAUUGGCGGCAACACGGAAUAUUCCAACAAUAUUCAUUAGAAUAAUAAUAAUAGUUCAUUUUUCAUUAAUACAAAUACCCACCGGGCUAUCGAAUCGCAUGCAAUAUCCGAGGAAGUGGACAGGACACGGAACAUUAAACUUUAGUGGCGUUUUUGUAUUUCUGAAAGGGAAAUCAAGACCAUUUGAGUUCUUUUGUGACUCGAAAUUGGUUUAAUUUAUGGCUGACCAGGGAAGCCAAGAAAAAACAGAUGCCAUCGUGAAGGGGAACGCGAAAUCCAGUGAGGAACUGGGGCUACCCGAAGCCAUGGAGGAUUUGAUGGAUCUGGAAGAUCAGGGCGUGGGUGGAAUGAAGUCAAGAGAUAAGGAUAAAUCUAUGGAUUUGGAUAUCUACGACGAUUUGUACGAGAUGGCGCCUGCAGGUUCAACAAAGCCCGAGAAAAUGGACAGAUCUCUUGAACUGGACAUCUACGAUGAUUUGGACGACUUUCAGAAGGACGAAGAUCGUAAAACCAAGGAGCUGCAAGAAUGGGAAGCCAAAUACGAAAAGGCGCUGGCCGAAAUUGUUGCGCUAAAGGCCGAGAAUAAGGCACUCGGAAAGAAGAUAAAAACCAUGGAGGUUAAUCUUCAGAAUCUACUGGACACAGCCAAGGCGGAGGUUAAGAGAAAAGAGACACUGAUUUCCGAGCUGCGAAACGAAAAGGACGAUGUUUGCUUCCGGCGAAAACGAGCACGAGCGUUUGAAGUGCCAGGGGAAAGAGAACCCGAGUGUAAGCGUCCGAUAGAAUUUCAAUCGAAGAAAAUCGAUGCCAAAAAGGAUAUGGAAACGGAUAGAAAUCCAUUCAAAACAGCUCCUAAAGACGGCGCUAAGAAGUUCACCGCUAAAGAAGAUGGUAGAAAGAUGAUGACCACAAAAGAUGACACAAAGAAAGUCUUCCUAAAAGAUGUUGAAAGGGGGGCAAUAUCCAAAGAUGAUAAUAAGAAGCCAACCUUUAAGGAUGAUGACAAGAAGUUGUCCUCAAAGGAUGACACAACGAAAUCUAGCGCAAGAGAAGACGCCAAGAAAUCGGUCCAAAGAAGCAAGUCUCCCAGGCCGGAACAUUCCAAGACCACCGAUCGAAAAUCUACUGCACAGACUCGUCGUUUAGAAAAUAGACACAGAUCCAGAGAUCGACACCAUAGCCGCAGCCGGAGUCCAAAACAUAGUUCCCGAGGAGAUCACCACAGGAGUCAAGAAAGCAGUUCCCGGCACGCCAAACGCCGAAGCCAUUCCGCAUCGCCCAGCAAUAUACAUUUGCCACGAGAAAGAACAAAAGCCAUCACCACACUGACUGGCGAUGAAGCAAAUAACCAACGCAGCAAGAGCCCGAUCCUCGAGUCCACCGAACUGGUAAAUGAGUCCCAACCGUCUAGGAAAGGCGGUUCCAAGCGAAGAGAUGCUGCUUCAGAGACCAAUGCAAAUUCCUCAAGCGAAGCAAAGGUACAGACGAAAGAUAUUACUCAACCGACAGAUGGUUUAAUUUCUGAAGCUUGUAUUCUAAAACAUGAUAUUAUCCCGGGGCUAAACUUAAUUAACCCAGAGGAUUUUUGUAGAAACAAAAACGAGUUGGAUAAACGAGACGAAAAUCCUUUAAAAAAGUUAUCGAAUCAAGCAAAAGACACUCACGCGCACGAACUAUUAAAUAAGACGUCGAAUCAAAAGGUUGUAAUAGUUAAAAAAUGUAAAAACAUUUCAGCAGAAGAUUGCCCAGCAGAUGUGCAACAGCUGGACGAGCUCAAGGAUGCAAGUGAAGCUCAAGAGCCACAGACAAAGUUAGACAAAAAAGAGCCAUUUGCAGUUGAAACUGUUGUGGAAACGGCUAAAAACGAAGAGAGAAACGACGAUGUCGCUUUAUCUCAGCAUGAUGAGAAUGAGAAAGUGGGCUCAAGAAAAGAUAUCCGAGAACCGACGGAUGAAGUAAGCUUAGUUGUCAAGUCCGACGUGGGAGUAAGGAUUAUCGAGGAUAUUCGGUUGCCAAAGAUGGCGAACAUCGACCACUUUGCUGUGAAGGUCGACAAGCAGGACGAGGCGCCAACAGCCGUCACAAAUUCCAUGACAAAUCAGCAGAACCUAGCCACACAGGACAAAAACAUUGGUUGUGCAGAGAUAAAAGAUCAAACUCCUUUUAGCUCCGCGGACGAAACUUCCAUUAAGUCUGCUACUGUUUUAUACGCCAAGCCCGAUUCAACAAAACUGGAUCACAGCGAUGAACAUGACGAGGUUAUUCUGGAAGCUGAGAUGGACAUGCUGACGAACGAGCAGGAUGCGGCGAGCACAGCAGAUCCAACAUAUCCGAAUAUGCGGAUUGCAGAAGACGCCAUUGAGAUGGCACUAGAGCAAUUGCACCAGCAGUCACCGGACGAAACUGUAGUGACCUCAACGUCGAAUAGAGCUCCGCAGACGCCAAAGCAAAGCCUUAUCACGAUUCUCACCCAGUCUCCAAACCAGCGCGGUCCCAUAAAAUCCCAAACAAAGUCAAAGACUGUGUCACCGAUGGCGACGCCAAAGAAGCAGGCCACGGAGAAAACCCCGCUGAAAAAGAGAAAAGUCAACAUGGACAGUACGCCGCAGGUGCCAGCCGCCAGUUUGGAUGACACCAUCGACAAAACUUUGGGAGCUAGCCCGCAUGACGAUGGCUCAACUGUGACCAAACGCUGUUCCCUGGGCCACACCGAUUACCAGUACGAACAGAUAAAGGACGAGGUCAUCUUAAGAGUGAAACGGCGGGCUCGCCGACGAAAACCAACACCUACGGAAAUACCCACUGCUGCUGCUAACGAACCACUAUGAAAUAAAUUUGUAAUCGUUUUUAA
Molecule: messenger RNA, 2861 nt
Organism: Drosophila teissieri
Lineage: Eukaryota; Metazoa; Arthropoda; Insecta; Diptera; Drosophilidae
Gene: FLASH
Product: serine/threonine-protein kinase PRP4 homolog
Exons: 5
Coding region: 229-2838 (869 amino acids)
Source: RefSeq, a predicted model, not a curated record